UAUAGAAGGUUCAGUUAGAAUAAUAAUUGAUUAUUCAGGUGAUUGAAGUCAUAAUCACUCUUUUUUUGGAAUUCGUUUUUAGACGAUUUCAACAAACACGCAAAUUAAACGUCUCGAAUUCUCUGUGCGUAACAGAAUACAUUUUCCAAUAGUUUGAAUUGAAAUUGUGAAACAACAAUCGAAUUCUUUGCAAGCAAUCCGUCAGAAGGGUGAUUAUUAAUAUCAUUGCGUCAAGAAAGUGUUUUAAUAACAUAGGAAAUAUUCAAAAUAAUGGAAGAAACAGCGAAGCGACGAAAGCAAGCCUCGCGAGAUACGGAGUCAGAAAAUUUAACAGCUAAUCAGGAAGAUGAGAAGAAAUUGCAAGAGAUUCCAAGGAAGACCUUGAAGCACUACUUUAAUAGAUUUAGGUACUACCAUUACUGCGUUGCUGAAAAAAUAGAUACCAUACUUGGAAUAGUAUGUUUUGGGAUAAUUAAAAUUUAUCUUUUCUUCAUGGGAAACCAACAGCAAAGCUUACAAAGUGACGAAGAAUGAUCCGUUGAAUUGAAAAAAUAU
Molecule: messenger RNA, 555 nt
Organism: Osmia bicornis bicornis
Lineage: Eukaryota; Metazoa; Arthropoda; Insecta; Hymenoptera; Megachilidae
Exons: 3
Coding region: 271-534 (87 amino acids)
Source: RefSeq, a predicted model, not a curated record